Molecule: messenger RNA, 684 nt
Organism: Trametes versicolor FP-101664 SS1
Lineage: Eukaryota; Fungi; Basidiomycota; Agaricomycetes; Polyporales; Polyporaceae
Exons: 3
Coding region: 1-684 (227 amino acids)
Source: RefSeq, a predicted model, not a curated record
AUGACGAAACAAAAGUUUUACGCGGUACAUAACGGCCGAGGAGGGACUCAAAUAUACACGACAUGGGAGGAGGUCUCCCGUUUUUCGGGUGCCAUCCACAAGAGCUUCCGCAGUCUUCCGGAAGCGCGCGCAUGGCUGUUGGGCUUCUUUCACGAUGCCAUGGACGUCGACACAACGUUGGUGAACACUCAGCCACCACCCGCCAAGUCCCAGCAAGAUGCCGUUAUGCCUGAUGCAACACCGGCACCCGCGGUUCCGGCACCCGCCCCGCCGCCUGCACAGGAGAUACAGCUAUCCCCUGACCAGCAGAGAGUGCUUGAUAUGGUGAAGCGAGGAGAAAGUGUGUUCUUCACUGGUUCCGCAGGUAUGUACCUGAGCCACUCGCAUCGACACGUCAUUCACCGUGGAUAUAGGAACGGGAAAGUCAGUUCUCCUGCGCGAAAUCAUCAAGCUGCGUGGUGGUCGCCCAAGCAUCAAGCUUGCUGUGACUGCCUCGACUGGUAUUGCUUCAGUCAAUAUCGGAGGAUGUACCCUCCACUCGUGGGCUGGUAUCGGUCUAGGGAAGGAAGACAAGGAUGCUCUUGUCGGCAAGAUCCUUGGUAUAUCUAUGAAGGCAUACAAAAUGGACAAGAAGAGACGGGACGAGUUGCAAAGGAAGCACAAACAGGGUCACCAGUUGACUGA